Molecule: messenger RNA, 4245 nt
Organism: Miscanthus lutarioriparius
Lineage: Eukaryota; Viridiplantae; Streptophyta; Magnoliopsida; Poales; Poaceae
Source: the annotation of a GenBank genome assembly
AUGGAGUUCGCAUUUGGGCUGACCAAGACGGUGGUUGAGGCGACCGUGAGCAAGGCCAAGUCGGCGAUAGAGGAGGAGGAGAGGCUCAAGGAAGAGGUGCAGCACGACCUGGAGUUCAUCACGGCCGAGUUCCAGAUGAUGCAGUCCUUCCUCAACAAUGCCGGCAACAGGGAUCGUGCCGGCGAAAGUGAAGUGGCGCGGACCUGGCUGAGGCUGCUCCGCGACCUAGCCUUCGACGUGGAGGAUUGGGUCGAGUUCGUCGCCCACAUGGACAAGGUGGGGUCGACGGGGGCGUUGUGCCGCCGCCUGAUGCAGGCCUGCCCGUGCCUGGCACAGUCGCAGGACCUGGACGUGGCGGCCGCCGCCGCCGAAAUAAAGCUGCUCAAGGCCAGGGUCGAGAAUGUAAGCCAGAGGAGCAAGCGCUAUAACAUCAUCCCCAGCAGCGAUUCCUCCUCGUCCGGCGCCGGCGGCUCCCGCUCCAUCUCCAACAAGCCUGCUGCCACUGCCACUGCCAUGCCGGCAGAGCAGAUGGUGGCCGGCGCCGCCGUCAGCCCGUUGGCGUUCGGCAUCCUUCGCAAGGCGUGGGAGGCCGCUGGGAAGCCAUGUGCCAUGCUCAACCUCCAGAAGAUCAUCGCCACUGACGGCGGCCAUGAGCUCCAGGUCAUCUCGGUUUGGGGAAGUACAGGAGGUGACCUUGGGAUGACCAGCACUAUCAGGGAGGCAUACUGCGACACACACAUCGGCCAAGAAUUCAGAGCUCGCGCCUGGGUGAAGCUGGCGCAUCCAUUUAACCUCCACGACUUCCUCGACAGCUUGCUGACACAGCUUCUUCGCAAGAGCUCUCACCACCACGGAGAUGGAGAUGCAGCCGGAGUGGGCUUCCGGCCGGCAAGGUGGGAUGCCAUCAAAAUGUACCUGCCGGACUGUAAGAACGGCAGCCGGAUCAUCGUAUCUACCCAUGACAUAGGGAUGGCAUUUAUGUGCACCGGCAAGCCCUACCUAGUGUCGGAGCUCAGGCGGUUUCCUGAUGGCCAUUCUCUCUGCGCCUUCUUCAGAAAGGCACGGGAGAGUCCCAUUGACAUCAACAAAUUUAUACAGGCAAUAACAUGUCCAAGUGUAGUCUCUGUGUGGGGUAGAUCUCGCACCAAAUCUAUCGUUGUCGACACAGUUUACCGCGACAUAAUAAUGCUGCAUAAUAAUAAGCAGGAAGAAGAACACGAUGGCAGACUGAUGAAAUUCAAAUUUGAAACGUAUGGAUGGGUCCACGUGCCGGAUUAUUGGUUCGAUUUGAGGCUCAUAUCUCGGCAGUUAUAUCUUGAUCUUUGUUCAUAUGGUGGUUCAGCAUACAAUGAUGAAACCAAGCAUGCUAAUGAGACAGUCGAUGCUAUAGAAGAGGCAGCCCUAAUUCAGAAGUGCUGUGAGUUUCUGCGUGAAAAGGACUGCCUCGUUGUUAUUGACGGUCUGCGGUACACAAAGGACUGGGAUUUGUUCAGAAAGACGUUCUUAUCUAAGCCUAUAAAAGGCUGCAUCAUUAUCAUUACAAAUGAAGAAAAUGUUGCAAAACAUUGUGCAGAUUCUAAAGAUCGAGUAUUCAACAUCAAAGACGAUCCAGAAGCCAGCGCGGCCCAGAUUUUCUCCAUCAGAAAGGAAAAGGCACGUACCUGGACUAAGACAGCUGAAAUUGUUGAGAGCAAUCAACGACUGGCUUUAGACUUUUCCUUGCUUCUACAAGAUCCUGGUGGAGUUGUGUCCAUCAAAGACGAUCCAGAAGCCAGCGCGGCCGAGAUUUUCUCCAUCAGAAAGGAAAAGGCACGUACCUGGACUAAGACAGCUGAAAUUGUUGAGAGCCAUCAACAAUUGGCUUUAGGCUUUUCCAUGCUUCUACAAGAACCUGGUGGAGUUGUGUCGGUUUGGGGUUUUACUGGUGUUGGCAAGAAAUACCUGGUCAGAACAAGCUACUACCAUCAUAUGCUUCGUUCAUGGGGGCAGCUGUUCACAGUCAACAGCCAACCUAUAUGGUUGAACAUUCGAAAGGAAGAAAAUCAUGGAGACGAAUUCACCGCAUUCAGCUGGGUCCAUGUACCGUGUCCAUUCAGUUUGAUGACAUUCUCUCGGCGCUUACUGAUGGAUUUCUAUUCAGAUGACCUUCAAGCCAUGGAAGCUGCUGCAGUUGGCAUCAUGCAAGGCCAAGACCUAUAUGAAGAGUGUCGCAAGAUUCUGCGCGCGAAGAAAUAUUUCAUUGUCAUUGACGGGCUACAGUCCACGGAUGAAUGGGACACGAUAAAGCAGGAAUUCUUCCCCCGACGCGUUGAUGGUUGUGUUGUUGUCAUUACACAUGAAGCAAAGGUGGCCAGGCAUUGUCAAGUUGAUGAAACACGACGAGUCAACGUCAGAGCCUUUCAAGCUGAUGAAGCCCGUAAUCUCUUCAUGAAGGUUGUGUGGAAGAAUAAGCAACUGAAUCGGGAUGAGAUGAAACUUUCUAAACGUAUCUUGUCCAAGUGUGGCGGGCUCCCAAAAAUAAUAAAUGCUAUAGGAGAACACUGCAGCAGAUACACUGAAGCCAUGCAUCUUCUAUCUGUCAGUCUUCCCAGUAGACCACAACAUCAGGUGGAGGCGUUUGCUAAGGCGGUGGAUUGCAGAGGGUUACUGCAGGGACAAAGCUUCUACAACUGUAGAGGAGGAGGGGAAAAUGUUGUUGUCCGAGCUCAUCAACUUGAGCAUAAUCCAGGUCCAGCAUACACCCGCAAGAUCCUUGAACUCAACGGUUUCUUCCGUGAAUACCUCGUCUCAAGGCCAAUGGAAGGUAACCUUGUUUUCACGCUGAAAGGGAAAUGCAGCGUGAACUCACAACGCGCAGGACAACACUUGACUAUAAGGAGCAACUGGGACAGAGACAAGAUUGUCUUUGAGAACAUCAACUUCUCAAAGCUUCGGUCUCUGACAGUGUCUGGGGAGUGGAGGUCAUUCUUCAUCUCCGACAAUAACAACAUGAGGUUGCUUCGGGUGCUGGAUCUGGAGAACUCGUCAGGUGUGACAGAUGAUGACCUUGAGCAGAUUGUGAAGCUACUGCGUCGGCUUAAAUUCCUCUCCCUGCGAGGAUGCAGGGAGAUCACAUGUCUGCCGGAUUCAUUGGGUGGCCUGAGGCAGCUUCAUACUUUGGAUAUCAGAUACACUUCCAUACUUGUGCUGCCGCUUGCUAUCAUCAAGCUGGAGAAGCUGCAAUACAUCAAUGCUGGCACCACUGAACCAUGGGAUCUGACAAGCCCACCAGAAGCAGCAAGUGAAGACUGGGCAUCAACAUCACCAGAAGAACAGAGUCUACAAGUACCAGCGGCAGAUGAGGCUGGGACGACAUCAACACCACCGUCGUGGAGCAGCAGGGCACGUCAGUUGGUAUCUGGCCGCUGCUUGGCAGCCAACAAGUUCCACAGGCACCAGCAAGGUCAUCAUGAUGGCAGUAUCAAGGUCCCUGCAGGGAUUGGGAAGCUGACGGCCUUACAGGCCCUCGGUGUUGUCAAUGUGAGUGGCGCAGGCAGGAAGGCUGUCUCCAAAGAACUAAAGAAGCUCACCCAGCUGCGUAAGCUCAGGGUGUCUGGCAUCAGAAAGGAAAACUAUCAGGAGUUGUUUUCUGCCAUCUCAGGUCAUGCCCAUCUGGAGUCCUUGUCAGUGCGACUUGAAAAGGAUCAGGAGGGUGGUUUUUGCUGUUUGGACGGCAUCUCCGAGCACCAGAGGCCUAGGUACCUGAAGAGCCUGAAGAUGUAUGGGCAUGUCCACAAAUUGCCCACCUGGAUGAAGCAGCUUGACCGUCUCAGUAAGGUUGAUCUUGAGAUGACCAUAACAGAGCAACAGGGCACAUGUUUCUAUGAGCAAUUGCCAACUCAAAUUAUCCAAGGACGUAUCAGUGUCAAGGCAGUUGAAAUGGGUCAAGUCAAUUUUGGGGCUCCAGAGGACUCUCGUCGUUAUCCCUACUGGGACAAACAAUUCCAGGUCUUCAAGAUCGACUGCACCUCCAGGUUACAGGUGACUUUUACAGAUGAUUACAUAACACGCUCUGUUGAGCUGCUUGUGGUUCACUUCUCUAGUGGGUCGUCCUUGACGAUUUCUGGGCUAGAGCAUCUAGAUAAGCUCAAGGAAGUGUGGCUCAAGGGUUCCUACAGAUUAGAACUCUGGCAACAGUUGAAGCAGCAACUUUCCAAGCAUCCUAACAAACCUGUCUUGAAGCCAGAGCAGCCAAGUUUCGCCUGA